Molecule: messenger RNA, 843 nt
Organism: Eremothecium sinecaudum
Lineage: Eukaryota; Fungi; Ascomycota; Saccharomycetes; Saccharomycetales; Saccharomycetaceae
Gene: PET122
Product: Pet122p
Exons: 1
Coding region: 1-843 (280 amino acids)
Biological process (GO): positive regulation of mitochondrial translation
Cellular component (GO): mitochondrial inner membrane
Molecular function (GO): translation initiation factor activity
Source: RefSeq, a predicted model, not a curated record
AUGUCUGCGAAGUACUAUAACUCGGUUCGAAAAUUGAUGCUAACGAAAUGUCUUAACAGAGAAUUUGAUGAACUUCUAAAACUAGUGAAAGAUACGGAUGUGAGGCACUUUAAUACGCAUUUCCUGCAGAUUUAUUUAUCUCGUGCAGUCCAGGAAGGCCAUACUGAAAGUGCUAAGUAUAUUUUUAACAAAUUUGUGCUACGGCAUAAAUUUAUGAUUGUAAGGCCUAAUGUUCUGUGCCAAUUAGCGAAUUUGGUUUACUACGAUGGUAAAACAUCCUUUUUGGACAGUCUAUGGCGAAGCUAUCUCAUGUAUUUCAGGAAUCUUAGCGGCCCAGAUUGGGAUCGAACUAAGUAUCACUUGUUAAAGCUGCGUAUUGAAAGCUUUGCUAGAUGUGACGUAAGUUUUCAGAAGAAAUGGAUAAAGUUGCUUGAAACUAUGGACGAAGUAAUACCCAAUCAACCAUUGAGUGUGUGGGAUUUUCCAAACAUGACGAGCUCAUUAAAAACUUAUCAUGCAGGUGCACUUCAUAACAUGCUUUUCGACAAGUUCGCAAAUAUAGCUACAAAUGAUCAAGCAAUUGUGCUUCUUCUUGAUAUGAUACUGCUGCAAACGCAUGUGGAUGAGCAGUUUAAACUCCAGUUAUUCCAAAGAUUUGUGCAAGAAGCCCAAUAUGACAAGGAGAAAUCUCUGAACAACUCUAUUACGAUUUUGCUGUACCAGCUGAGCCCUGAGAAGUGCAAGAGGCUUAUCGAAUACCUGGUUUCGAAACAGAUUGCAAUUUCGCCGAAGAAUGGCAGACUUUAUCAAUCCAAGUUUCAGGAUGUAGCAUUGGCAAAUUAG